AGGCUUCUUCAAUUAAGAAUCACAUCCGAAUAUUUCCAAAAAAAGAUUCCACCUUUCUUCUUCUGUUUUCUUCUUUCAUCUGGGGUUCUUGCUAACAAUGGAUCCCAUAAACUUCUCACAAUCAACUAUCCAUAAGAUUACAACAUUGUAAAUUUGGUAAUACCAAAAAACCCCAUUGAAAAAUCUUCAAAUCGAUGCAGAUACAGUUUUAAUUCAAGCUUUUCAAGAACUAAUACAGCUUCAUCAUUGAGUGAUGUGAAAGAAAAAGAUUGUGGAUUUGAGUUACAUUUUUUGUGGGUAUUUUACUUUGGCUAAGAAAGAUUUAGUAAAACUUGAAGUGGGUCGACUUUGAAAUGGUAUGAAAUCGAGUUUUGUAAUCAUUGAGUUGCAGUGUUUUUUGGGAGUCAAGAAAAAGUUGAUUUUGAAGUAUGAUUGAUCAGUUCAUCAAUUUUGUUAUUCGUCCGCCCAGGGCAGAUUACAAUCCAGAUCAAUUCUUAUGGGAGAAAGAGUUCAGUCUUGGGGGAAGAAAGUACAAAAGAGAAGACUUUGAGCUUAAGAAUGAAAGAGGUCAUACCUUGCGAUGCAGUCAUUAUACUCCAUCAUCAUUUCCUGAUGGUGCUCCUCUUCCUUGUGUUAUAUACUGCCAUGGAAACAGUGGCUGUAGGGCUGAUGCGAAUGAGGCAGCUGUAAUACUUCUUUCAUCAAACAUCUCUGUGUUAACCCUUGACUUUUCGGGUUCAGGCUUGUCAGAUGGCGAUUAUGUUAGUCUUGGUUGGCAUGAGAAAGAUGACCUCAAGGUAGUUGUGUCAUAUCUGAGAAGCAACCUGAAAGUAUCGCGCAUAGGUCUAUGGGGGCGGUCUAUGGGUGCAGUUACAAGCCUUCUAUAUGGAGCGGAAGAUCCUUCUAUUGCUGGAAUGGUCUUGGACAGUGCCUUCUCUAACUUAUUUGAUCUAAUGAUGGAGCUUGUAGAUGUCUACAAAAUCAGGCUUCCUAAAUUCACUAUAAAGGUUGCUGUGCAGUAUAUGCGACAUGUCAUUCAGAAGAAAGCAAAGUUUGAUAUCAUGAGACUUAAUUGCUUACAGGUUGCUCCUAAUACAUAUAUUCCUGCUCUCUUUGGACACGCUAAAGAUGAUAAGUUCGUUCAGCCCCAUCACUCUGAUCUCAUUUAUAAAUCAUAUGCGGGUGAUAAAAAUAUUAUCAAAUUUGAUGGUGACCACAAUUCCUCCCGACCUCAGUUUUAUUAUGAUUCAGUGUCCAUUUUCUUCUACAAUGUCCUACACCCUCCCGGGAUUUCACCAACUAAAAGUAAAAUAGAGAAAUAUUACGAUUUAGGGGACAUCAAGGUCAGUGCGGGAAUGGAUGAGAAUCUCUUGUAUGAGAUAAUUGCAACUCUUCGGAAUGUUACUUCUGAUACAGCAAGCUCUUCAUCUGUGCCACCUAGCAUGUCAACAGCAAAGUCUGCUGGCGAACUCUUUGCUGACAUUGCCCCAAUUGCUAGUCUAAAUGAUCCAUUAAUUAAUGGAGGAGAAGAACUUAAUAGUCAUGCUACUCCACAAACAGAGGACAAGCAAAGUGGCGAAAAUGAGGACUGUUACUCUUGCACAAGCUCAAAUCGAGAGAGUUGGGGAAGGUGCUCAUCUUUGGGAAGUGAUGAUGAGAUUUCCACAGAUUUUGUAGCUGCCGCCAGUGGCAAUCAGAUCACUGUAGAUGUGCUUGCAACCCCUCUUCGCGAAAGCCAACAUACUGCACUGGACUCAUCAAAGGAUGACAGAAAAAAGAAAGCUGCACAAAUCACAAAAAAAUCUAGGCGUGAGAAGUUUGAAAAGUUGGAAGCUCUUAGCCAGCGAUUACGGCUUUGCUUUCAGAAGAGAAUUAACCAUAGGAGAUACAGCUCCUCCUAACCAUCUGUUGUUAUUCACAAACUCUGUACCAUAAAUGGAGAAGUUGACAACUUUUUCUUUAGUGGCUAGUGUGUAUGCCUAGCAAUAGUGUAGGUGUAUUUAACUAAUUAUAACCCUCCUUAUAAUCUUCAAUUUGUUGAGAUUGGUUCAAGAAAAUUGAAAUUGUUUCAAGAAAACUCCAAUGCUAGUAAACCUUCCUGUUUA
Molecule: messenger RNA, 2105 nt
Organism: Solanum dulcamara
Lineage: Eukaryota; Viridiplantae; Streptophyta; Magnoliopsida; Solanales; Solanaceae
Exons: 13
Coding region: 429-1901 (490 amino acids)
Source: RefSeq, a predicted model, not a curated record